This is a messenger RNA of Caenorhabditis remanei, 1755 nucleotides long. RefSeq lists its product as uncharacterized. Gene Ontology annotation, biological process: signal transduction; peptidyl-serine phosphorylation. The record is from RefSeq and is a predicted model, not a curated record. Gene Ontology annotation, molecular function: ATP binding; protein serine/threonine kinase activity. The transcript is spliced from 13 exons. Bases 1 to 1755 code for a protein of 584 amino acids. Lineage: Eukaryota; Metazoa; Nematoda; Chromadorea; Rhabditida; Rhabditidae. Gene Ontology annotation, cellular component: nucleus; cytoplasm.
AUGCUAGAUCUAAUAAAGAAAAAGUUCGAGAAGAAGAAGAAGAAAGCAGAGAAGAAGAAGAAAGAGAAACAGUAUCAGAAGAGAUCGAAUACUCAAACAAAGACGACUGGAAAGAAAAAGAAAAAGAAGAAGAAAGAUAAAAAGAGGAAGAGAAAUUCGAGAUCAAGAGAUUCGUCGAGUUCCGAAGAAUCAGAGAGUUCAGAUGAGAGUCAGAAACAGUUGAAAGCGGUUCAGUCGAAGUUAGCCAUUGAUGCAGCCAAUAUUGAUAAAAAGUAUCAUAUGACCGGAGCACUGAUCAAAAAGCCAGAAGACCCUCCGAAUUUCGCCCGAAAACUAUUGGAUGUUGAGUGGAAAGAGAUGACAAUUGAUCCGAGUUUAACAAAUGACGUUGUCAAAACAUUGGAUGUUUAUCUCAAAAAUCAAGCAGAAUUGAAGUCAACGGACUAUAUUAUCAUUGCUGAAAAAACUGACGAUUACGAUAAAAAGGAGACGUCUCGUCUAAAGAUUCUGACGAAAUACGAUGAGGGACGCUUUUCAGCAAUCUAUAUGGUGCAGAACGAAUCUGCUGUGGAUAAUGAUGUUGUGUCGGUUGGAAAUGGGCGAUUGAUGAUGAAAACUGGUUUGAGACAACUAUCAAGUCGUCAAAUAAUUAAUCGUCUUUCGAGAGAAAUCAAUGUUCUGAAGACAUUGUGGUCGAAAACGAAUGAUCUUCCUCAACGAAUUCCGCCUCUUUAUCAUCAUGGAAGAAUGAUUGGAGUUCCGUUUUAUGUCACUAAUAUUUAUGAUGUGAAUCUGGAAAAAUGUCGAGAGCAAAUGGGUGGAGGAACCUUUAGUGUUCAAUCCGCAUUUCAUAUUGCACAAGAAAUAUUUCUGGCAAUUAAGUUUCUUCAUCGUCGACAACUCGUACAUCGUGAUAUAAAACCAACAAAUAUCGUUUUGAGUUAUCAAAAUCGUGAUCAUUGGUACCUAAUUGAUUAUGGAGACACUAUUUCAGUUGGAAAGAACUCUGCAUUAAGCCCACCAGAUGGAAUCACUCUGCCGUUUUUAUCAUUGGAAGCUCAUGAUUUGUUGAAUACCAACUCUUAUUCCUCAUUCCAACAGGAUACAGAAUCUUGGUUUUACGUUUUGGUGGAUCUAUUGAAACCACUUCCGUGGCGAAAUAACAACAAAAUCGAGCAAGUGGCAACGGCCAAACGAGAAUUCUUGAAAAACAUUCCAAACCGUCAAACCGAAUUUCCAGCCGCAGUUAUCGAUAUUGCCAGAGUUCUUCGCACCGAUACACCACCAGUGUAUUCAGAAAUUUCUCGGAAAAUUACCGAAGGAUUAUCAGUGAGCAGAAACACGACUUCUGGAGAAAAAUGGAUUCCAGAAUGGUAUGAUCGAGCAGCAACAAAGAAAUUGAAAGAACAGAAAGCACUGAGAAGGAAGAAAUCAAGAGAAGUGUCAGAGGCAGAAACUACUGCGACUAUAACUGGAGAUAGUCUAGAAACACAAGUAGCUGAUAAAAAGGACAGAAGUGUUUAUGCAACUGAACCUCAACAAUUGGGGAUUUUGAAUCGAAAGAAAGUUUCAACUCCUCCUCCAAAUCCUGGAACGACUACAAAUAGAAUGGCAGUGAUGGUUGAUGAUGAAGAACCACAGAGACGUAGUCCCGUUCAGAAGCAACAAGAACGCUCUGUUUAUUUUACUGAUAUUCCAAUCAUUUCGCCAGACAAUGGAGCAAAGAAGAAAUAUCGAUACAAACCGAGAAAGUGA